CAGAGCUCUAACGCAGACAAACUUCAUGUUCAUGGAACUUAUGGGCCAGUGCCUUCCGCCAGCGGGCUCCAUAGAAGAUUUCAAGAAAAGCAUAGAUCCGAAAAAGUAUACCCCAUCCGUGUUGAGACUACGGCUACGAAACAGGAGACAGAAGGUGUUGCAUGAGCCUCCUCCCCACGGAGUUCAAAGCCCGUAUCCAAUUAACCUGGCCCAGCCUUCAACGAAAGAGCUCGAGGCUCUCAGGAACCAUAGCACUAGUUAGAGAAUGAGAAGAACUAGUAACAUUUUUACGAGCUUUUCUUUUUUGGGGGAUUUUUUUUCGGUACAGAAUGCCGG
Messenger RNA from Aplysia californica (California sea hare), 336 nucleotides. RefSeq lists its product as uncharacterized. The record is from RefSeq and is a predicted model, not a curated record. NCBI's taxonomy places the organism in Eukaryota, Metazoa, Mollusca, Gastropoda, Aplysiida, Aplysiidae.